Molecule: messenger RNA, 8079 nt
Organism: Vitrella brassicaformis
Lineage: Eukaryota; Vitrellaceae
Source: the annotation of a GenBank genome assembly
CAAUUGGCGAGCUCGAGAGACGGCCUCCCCGUGACGCAGCUUGUGGAUAGUGUCCGUGUGCGCUGUUGGUUGUGUUGAUCUGAUGUCGGCGGCUUGCAAGGUUGAAAGGCCCCGUCAGGUGUCGAGUGCGGCCGGCGUGCUGUCUUUGCUGGACGAGCAGGAGUACUCGCUCCGCGUGCUGGCCCUGCAGAAGCUCAACUCGGUCGUGGACCAGUUCUGGGCCGAGAUCGCCGACUACCUCGCUGACAUGUACGUACGCCGACACACUCACACGCAUACACGCCGCAGAACAGCACGCAGGACGUCACAUCUGUGAUUAUCUGGGGGGGAUUGAUGUGUGUGUGUUUGUGUGUGUGAGUGCAGCGAGAGUUUGUAUGAGGAUCCCAAGUUUGACCAUCGAGAACUGGCGGCACUCGUGGCAUCAAAGGUACGGACAACAGGGAGGGAGGGAGGGAGGGAGAUAGACAAGCAGUCAGUCUGUCAGUCAGUCAGUCAGUCAGUCAGUCAGUCAGCCGAAGCACACACACACCAAAGGUGUGCGUGUGAUUGGCCGUGCCCCCCGCAGGUGUAUUACCAUUUGGAGGAGUAUGACGAUGCUCUGCGGCUUGCCCUGGGGGCGGGGAAUCUGUUCGUCCUCUCAGAAAAGUCACAAUACGUCCACACUAUCAUAUGUAAGCCGCCUCCCUUCCUCUCUGUCCCCACGUCACUGUGUGUCAAUGUUGUGUGUCUUCUUCACAUCAAUAUAUCAAACCCCUUCCUUGAUGGGAUGGAUGCCAUGGAUGCUUGACUGACUUGAUGUUUGUUUGUUUGUAUGUUUUAUGUCAAUGUCGGUCAGCGCGUUGCAUCGAUGAGUACGUGAGCGAGCGUGUCAAGCACGACGAGGCCAAGGCCAAGGAGGAGGAGGCUGCGGCGCGUCAGGGGGCCCAACACGAGGGCGGGGCUGCACCGAUGGAUGUGGACCAGCAGCCCCAGGCGGCCCUCAAGCCCAUCGACAGCCGCCUGGAGGCCAUCGUUGAGCGGAUGUUUGACCAGUGUGUGGAGGACCGCGAGUACCGUCAGGCCCUGGGCAUCGCACUCGAGGCACGGCGGCUCGACCGGGUCGAGGGCAUCAUCAAGGCAGCACCCAACACCAGCGACAUACUACGGGUGGGUCGGUUGGGGUAUAUGGGUGGGAACACAUACACGUGAGGAGGGAGAGAUGGAACAGACAUAGAUCUGAUCUGAAUGAAUGAAGCAGGGGAGAGGAGAGGUGGGGGUCCCCAGCUGUGUCGUGUCGGACUGAAUUAUUCGCCUGGUCUGUGUGCGUGACAUCUCUGCAGUAUUGUCUCCGCCAUGCCCAGACCGUCAUACUGUCCAAGCGAUUCAGAACACACGUAAGAACGUAGAACCAGGCAGGCAGGCAGGCGACGGAUGGCUGACCGAGUUGAUCCGGAUCCAUGCUCUGCAGACAUUUAUUUGUGUUGAUCUAUCUUUAUGUGCACUCACUGCAGGUGUUGGAGUUGCUGGUUCGUGUGUACCGUGAGUUCCCCCCCGUUGAGUUGGAGGGCGAGCUGGCCAACCUCUGCCAGUGCCUCUUCUUCCUCAACGACGUCACUGCUGUGGCCAACAUUCUCAAAGAUCUCGUCGACAAGCAGGACCAGAAACACACCGCUAUGGCAUACCAAAUCGCAUUCGACAUCGCCAACAACGGUACGCACCGCACCCCACCCACACCACCACAGCGACACGACCUGCCUGCCUCACUUGGUGGCUACGUAUGUGUGUCAUGUGGGUGUCUGUAUCUAUGGCGUGUGUCAGAGGACCAGCAGUUUUUGAAGGAUUUGUUGUCCCAUCUGCCGGCCCCCAAGGUGCCGGAGCCGCCCCAGCAGGCAGCAGCCGAGCCAGCAGCGCCCGCAGAGGGCGCUGAGGUCGCCCCCGCUGCAGCAGAGACAGGCGCCGGGGAGCCUACGGCAACAACAGCAGCACAGGUCGGACGAAGGGAGGGAGGACGAUAGAGACAGACACAUAAGACAAGACAAGAAAGGCAGACAUGGAAGGUGUGUGUGUGUCUGGUGUGCAGGGCGAGGGUGGUUCGACUGAGGCAGCGGGUGCGGCUGUUACGGCCUCAUCAGGGGAGGCCCCUGCUGCAGAUCAAACACAGGCCGAUGCUGAAGGUAAGCAAUGAAUUCUACACCCUGACUUAUCGACCACACCAAAGGACGCGGUCUUUGCCGUCCCUGCAUGGGUGUGUGUGUGUGUGAUGUCUAUGUAGUGCUGCCGGCCGCGAGUGGUGAGGGCGCGGCGGAGGCCGUCGCAGAGACCACUCAGGAGGAGACACCCGAAGACAAAAAGGUGCAUUUUACACUCCACCAAUUCCACCAACACAUCCAUUGGUUUAGUGCGAUCGAUAUGCAUGUAUCCCACUCGCUGAUCUGAUUGAUUGGCAUUGCAACCAUUGCUCCCUCACCACCCUGGUGUGUGUAUGUAUGGAUGGAUUGUGUGUCAUGUGGUGCGGUGCGGUGCGUGUGUGUGUCCAGCUGCGUCUGCUGCGUUACAUCUUGGAUGGCGAUGCGGCCAUCGACCUGCACCUGCUCUUUCUCAGCCAAAAGUGCAAGGCGGACCUACAGCUGCUCGAACACAUCAAGGUAGGUAAUCUAUCAUCAUACACACCACACACAACCACAUCCAUCACAGACACACAGACACAGGGGCGGACGUGGCUGUGAUAGAUAUAUGUGGUGUGUGGGUGGCUUACUGCACUGCACUGCUGCUUUGCUUGUGUGUCAGAAUUCGGUGGAUCAGCGCAACUCGAUAUCCCACAACGGCAUCGUCAUUGCACACAGCAUCAUGCACGCAGGUCAGGCGCGGUCAGGCAGGCAGGGAGGCAGUCCACCACCCCACACACGCACACACAACCAAGGGCCCCAACCUGUACAGUACCUCAUGUGUUUGCGGGCCACUGCCUGCCCUGCCUGUCUACAGGCACAACUGAGGAUGAGUUCCUUCGCAAGAACCUCGACUGGCUCGCUAAAGCUGGUACCUACCUCUCUGCAUGCCAUGCACCGCACCCAUACACACAUUACACAAAGCCCCCUUCCCUCUAUCGAGCGGUGGACGUGUCUGUGGUCUGUGUGUGUGGCUAUGCAUGGAUGGCUCAGUGAGUUGGGCCAAGUUCACGGCGACGGCGUCGUUGGGUGUGAUCCACAAGGGCCACUUCAAGAACUCCAUGAAGGUCCUCGAGCCAUACCUCCCACAAACAGCACGUAAGCUAAGCUGACACACAUGUGCGAUGCGCACGCCUCCAAAGACACACACACGUACGGUACGUGGCUCGGCUCGCAUGCACAUGUGUGUUGCGUGUGUGGCUGUGCUGUGGUGUAUUGCCAUGACUGCAGCCCAGCCCGGUGGUUACUCUGAGGGCGGUGCGUUGUAUGCGUUGGGGCUCAUCCACGCCAACCACUCCAACCCUACCGUGCGGCAGUACCUCAUGCAACAACUCCUGUAUGUAACCACAGACACAAUCUACACGCAGGCAGUGUGGAUGGAUGCCCAUCCCAUGACGGAAUGUAUCCAUGACUGUGGUGUGUGUGUGGGUGCACUGACUGCAGUGCGUCAAGCCAGAACGAGCAGAUUCAGCACGGUGCAUGUCUAGGGCUGGGCCUCCUCUGUAUGGGCUCACACGACGAAGGUAUGCAUGCGCACACAAACCCACCGCACACACCAUACGGGAGGGAGGGAGGGAGGGAGUGAGGCAGGCAGGUCGAGAGGCCGUGAUGUGAUGUGAUCCACACAAACACACUCGUGUUCCCUCCCUUCAUCGUUUCUUUGCUCCUUCCUUCCCUUGUGUGUGUGGUGUUUGUUGUAGAGUUGUAUGAGAAGUUGAAGGAGGUGUUGUUCACCGACAGCGCCAUAGCGGGGGAGGCGGCGGGCUACGCCAUGGGACUCGUCAUGCUCGGAUCUACCUCAGAACACGCCAUCAGCGAACUCCUCGCAUAUGGUCGGUCACCCAACUUUAGCCAACCAGCCAGCCAGCCAGCCACAUAUAUCCAUCACACACAGCACAGCCCAGCACCUACGGCCGACUGUGUAUGUUAUGUGUUGUUUGUUUGUUGGUUCAUUCCUUCAUUCAGCCCACGACACGCAGCACGAGAAGAUCAUCCGCGCGUGUGCGCUCUCCCUCGCACUCAUCAUGUUCAAACGAGAGGAGGAGGUCACCACACCACCAAUAAAGAAAUAUAGCAAGGAACAAAGGAAUCAGACAGACAGACAGACAGACGUGGAUGGACGGACCAUGAGCCAACGAACGAGCCAAUGAUGUGAUGUGUGUGUUGUGUUGUGUGUGUGUGUGUGUGUGUGUGUGUGAUGUUAGGCUGAGACGUUGAUCCAGCAGCUGAUGAUGGACAAGGACCCCAUCCUGCGAUACGGAGCCAUGUUCACUAUCGCCAUGGCCUACUGCGGGUCUUACUCGGUACGCACGCACUUCACUUGAUGGAUGGACUAAAGUUGAUGAACUGACUGGCCAUCAAACAAACGACAAUAUCGGUGUGUGGACAUAACAUGCGUCCUGUCCUGCACACAUGGUGUGGUGUGUGUGUUGUGAUCCUGAAGAACACGGCUAUCCGUCGUCUGCUGCACGUGUCGGUGUCUGACGUGUCGGACGAUGUGCGCCGGGCGGCCGUAAUCGCACUCGGAUUCAUCCUCUGCAACGUACCCGAACAGGUAGGUAUGCCAUCACACCCAUCCGGCCGGCCGGUUUAAAGAUACCAACCAAGCACUGUGGACUGAGACCACACUCAUAUCGAGUCCACGAGUGUGUCUGUGGUGUGUGUGUGGCGUGCCGUGCCGUGCCGUGCCGUGCUUGCUUGACCACGUCCACGUCUGUGUGUUUAGGUUCCUAAGGUGGUGAAUUUGUUGUGCCAGAGCUACAACCCCCACGUGCGGUACGCCUCGUGCAUCGCUCUGGGCAUCGCCUGUGCCGGCACCGCCAUGAGUGAGGCCGUCAACCUACUCAUACCCAUGGCCUCUGACACCACCGACUUCGUCAGACAAGGUCAGUCAGUCAGGCAGGCCACCGGGGGGCCGGGUCGGGUCGGUGAAUGAAUGGAAUGAACGGGCGGCUGGGGUGGGUGGGUGCACAGCGGACGCCCUGUCCAAUUCAGCGAUUAGUCAUUUAUUUGCCUCUCCACGUGUGUGUCUGAUUUAUGUGUAUAUAAUGCGAACAGGUGCCCUCCUGGCGUUGGGUUUGGUGCUGCAGCAGGCCACGGACGCACUCAAUGAGAAGGUCAGGUCACUACCCGCCUCAACCAACCACACCACACGACACGAAACACAUAAAUCACAAAGUCUGUUUGCGGCUGCCUGAUCUAGUACUAGCUCAUAGCUAUGUGUGUGGUGUAUGUGUGAUGUCUGUCAUCUCAUAUGUCGUCGAUCGAUCUGGCAGACGAAGGAUGUGCGUGAGUUGUUCAUCAAGGUGCUGGCGGACAAGCACGAGGAUAUCAUGACGCGAUUCGGGGCCAUACUCGCAUACGGACUCAUCGACGCGGGGGUGAGAGGGGGUGGCAGAGAGGACAGACAGACAGGGAGGGAGGGAGGGGCCUCACACACACAUACACGCACCGGAUCGCUGGGUGUGUGUGUGUGUGUGUAUAUUUUAGGGUCGCAACGCGGCUGUGUCGUUUUACUCGAAGGCCGGCAGUUUGCGGUCUGAGGCGGCGGUUGGGAUGUGUUUGUUUUGCCAGCUGUGGUACUGGUUCCCCCUCAUCCACACCGUCGCACUCGCCUUCCAGCCCACAGGACUCAUCGGUCAAAGGGACACACACACACUCAACACGACCAACGCCACCUCAGCCAGCACUGCACUGCACUGCAUGUGUCUGUCUGUCGUGUGUUCAGGAUUGACGACGGAUCUGAAGAUGCCGUCGAGUUUUGCCGUCAAGAACACCGCCAAACCCGAGAUGUUCGCCUACCCCGCACAGUUCCAAGUCAAAAAGGACGACGCACCCACCAAAACUACCACUGCCGUACGCUACGCAACACAGAGACAUGCACCACAGACUAGACCCACACAGACCAGACCUUAGAUCUAACACACGUGCAAUGCAAAGGGCGAAGAAAUGUCUCUCUGGUGUCUGUAUGUGUGUGUGUGUGUGUGUGUCCCAGGUGUUGUCGACGACGGUCAAGCAGCAGUUGAAGAAGCGUCAGUCGACGAUGCAUAUCGACGACAAGGAGGGCGACUCCCCGACGGCAGCCGCUGCCGCACCACCACCACCGCCCUCAGUCGCCGGUCAGCCAGCCAGCUAGCUAGUCAGCAAACACACUCACCACCGGAGCCAAGACACACAAGACAGCCAUACCUCAUGUCCGGGUGUGUGUGAGCGUACAUCUGUGUGGUUAUGUAUUCAUUCAUCAGUGAAGGAGGCUGAGACUGACGAGGGGAGCAAGACGGCGACGGCCCCGGCCCCGCUGAGGGGCGCGGGUCAGCAGGGGGGCGAGGAGGACAGCGCAUCCAUACUCAGCGACAUGCCAUCGACAAGGUACGGCACUCACUCACUGCCAUCCAUCCCUCCGUAUUUACGGUCCGAUGUAUGUGAAUAUAUGUUUCCUCCAGGGGAGCUGACGUUGCCUCCACCGCCGCCACCAUUGGAGGUCAGCCACCGUCCCGUCCCGUCCCGUCCCGUCCCGUCCCACCCACCCACCCACCCACCCACAAAAAACAAACACAUUUCAUUCAUCAAUCAGUCAAGGAGGAGUGACUGCAUGCGUAUGUAUGUCUCCAUCCCAUCCGUCGGUCCCAUCAGAGUAUUUGGAGACGUCGCACACCGAGGUCGAGUCCACGACCUCAAUAGACGCAAGGUACGUAAGCUGCACACAUGCACACACACACAUGAAGCCCCCACACGUACAAAGACACAUGUGUGAUCUAUAUGAUACAAUUGUGUAAGGUCGAUGGCGGCCCGUUCUGAGCGCAAGGAGGACGUGACGAUGACGCCGGCCGAUGCGCCGGCUGCUGCUGCUGCUGCCGCCGGCACGGACGAUGAAAAGGACAAAAAGAAAGAGGGCGACGGCGGGGGAGACGAUCCCAACAAGGCCGCCGCACCUACAGAAGAGGUAGGCAAACACAUCGACAGACGCUGCGACAAGACCCUAAGUGUGGGUGUGUGUGUGUGUGUGAUUGUGUAGGAGAAGGAUGGUGUGUUGAAGAAUCCGUGUCGUGUGCUGCCGCGGCAGGAGGCCUACAUCGACAUGCUGCCCGACAACAGAUACAAGCCCAUCAUAUCCGACAGAAAGUCUGGAUUCCUCAUACUACUCGACCAAACGUAACAAGCGAAGACGGUGUGGGUGUGUGUGGAUGGCCUUGGCAUUCUGUGUGUGUGUGCAGCCCCGAUGAGCCGGAGGAGUACGUGCAGCCCAAGGCAGCCAAGGGUGAGCUGAAGUGGAUGGGCAAGGCAGGCUCACUCCACUCAUUGACGGACCAACAAACCAACGACCGUGUGGCCUGCCUGUGCGUAUCAAUUUGCUUCAGAGGAGGACAAGGAGCCGGAGCCACCAGAAGCAUUUGGUGAGAACGCAACGCACACACUCGACAGCCGUCCGUCCAUGUGAUUCACCUGCUGUACGUAUAUGUGCCCUUCCGUGUCUGUGUGCGCGUCAGAAUGGAGUGGCUGAUGGCCGCCUACGUAAGUACCGCCGAGUGCGUGUGGAGAGGGGAGAGAGACUUUUACAUACAUACACAUAGUGCGGUGCGUACAUGGUGUGUGGCUCCAUGCGUCAACGAGUGCGAGUGCGAUUGUGGGUGGAUUCGCUGCCAACCUGCCUGCCUGCCUGACGGCCGGCUCGACUGAGUGAAUGAGUGCAGGCUGACUGGAAGAUCGACUCACUCAGUCAGUCAGUCACUCAACUGUGCAUGACUGACCAAGUGACAAGAAUGGCUGGCCGCUGCCUUUUCCUGCAUCCAUUCAAUGAAAUCUACCUGCUGCAAGAUAAGAUCCCUCCCUGCUCAAGCUCAGCUCCCAUACACACAAAUUGGCCAGGGAUGUGGGAGUGACGAUACAUACACACACUAAGUCUGGAUGCAUGUGUGACGGUGCCGACUGGAUUGCC